This is a messenger RNA of Blastocystis hominis, 870 nucleotides long. RefSeq lists its product as hypothetical. The record is from RefSeq and is a predicted model, not a curated record. The transcript is spliced from 6 exons. Gene Ontology annotation, molecular function: protein serine/threonine phosphatase activity. The coding region runs from base 1 to 870 and encodes 289 amino acids. Lineage: Eukaryota; Bigyra; Opalinata; Blastocystidae. Gene Ontology annotation, biological process: peptidyl-serine dephosphorylation; mitotic cell cycle. Gene Ontology annotation, cellular component: cytosol.
AUGAACAAGUGGAUUCACAAACUCGAUGACUGGAUAAGCAACAAAGAAACAUUGACGCCAUUACCAGAAAAGGAUGUUUUUCAACUUUGUACUUUAGCCAAAGAAAUACUUAUAUGCGAGCCAAAUAUUAAAUAUAUUCAGGGGCCAGUUGCCGUCGUUGGGGACAUUCAUGGGCAGUAUUCGGACUUAAUAGAGAUUUUUAGAAUAAACGGUGAUGCUCCUUUCUCAAACUACUUGUUUCUUGGAGACUAUGUCGAUCGAGGGCAAAAAUCUGUGGAAACGAUCACACUACUCGUGUUAUUGAAAAUUCGGUAUCCAGAUCGUAUCACCCUUAUUCGUGGCAAUCACGAAAGUGAGCAGCCAAAUAAAUUUUAUGGAUUCUACGAAGAGUGCAUUGAGAAGUACGGAGACGAGCGAGUCUGGAGCUACUUUUCGGAUCUAUUCUGCUAUUUGCCGAUCGGUUCUAUUAUCAACGAUCGAUAUCUCGCUGUCCACGGAGGCCUCUCGCCAUCACUCUGUUCCAUCGACCAGAUCCAGGAGCUAAAUCGCGUAAAGCAAGAGGGAGGCUUCUGCGACCUUUUGUGGUCCGAUCCGUAUGAAGUCGCGGGAUGGAAGUUGUCUCCCCGCGGGAUUGGAUAUUGCUUCGGAGAGGAUAUCAGCAAGCAGUUCAAUCGAGAAAACGCGCUGCAGUGCAUCGUUCGGGGCCACCAGGUGAUUAGUUACGGAUAUCAGUUUUGUCAUGAUAAAAAUGUAAUCACUGUUUUUUCCGCGCCGAAAUACUGCGGAAUGAAGAACACGGCAGCCGUCAUGGUCAUAUCAGAUAACCAAGAGUUUUCCUUGUUUGGUUUUUUCAGCUUCACUCAUAAGUAG